This is a messenger RNA of Sinocyclocheilus grahami, 1257 nucleotides long. RefSeq names its product protein FAM118B-like. The record is from RefSeq and is a predicted model, not a curated record. The transcript is spliced from 6 exons. The annotation marks the transcript as partial. Lineage: Eukaryota; Metazoa; Chordata; Actinopteri; Cypriniformes; Cyprinidae.
AGGAAGUUGUUGCCCAGCCUGAAGACCAAGCGCGCCCCUGAGCUGGUGCUGGUGAUCGGCACGGGGGUGAGUUCAGCCGUAGCUCCUCAGGUGCCCGCGCUGCGCUCCUGGAAAGGUCUGAUCCAGGCGCUGCUAGAUGCUGCCAAUGACUUUGAUCUGCUUGAGGAGGAAGAGAGCCGCCGCUUCCAGAAAAGUCUGCAAGAGGACAAGAACCUGGUGCAUGUUGCUCAUGACCUUAUCCAGAAACUUUCACCGAGGACAGGAAAUGUACGCUCCACCUUUUUUAAAGACUGCCUCUACGAGGUGUUUGAUGACCUGGAGUGUAAGAUGGAGAACGUUGGGAAGCAUCUCCUCCGCUCCGUGCUGCAGCUGAUGGAAAGCGGCGCUCUGGUCCUCACCACUAACUUUGACAAUCUGCUAGAGAUUUACGCCGCCCAUCAAGGGACCAAGCUGGAGUCUCUGGAUCUCACAGAUGAGAAGAAGGUUCUGGAGUGGGCUCAGGAGAAGAGAAGACUGAGCGUACUCCAUAUUCACGGUGUUUACACAAACCCCAGCGGCAUCGUACUGCAUCCUGCUGGCUACCAGAACGUUCUGAGGAACACAGAAGUCAUGAGGGAGAUCCAGAAACUCUAUGAAACCAAGUCUUUUGUGUUCCUGGGCUGUGGGAGGACAGUAGAUGACACUACCUUCCAGGCUCUGUUUCUCGAGGCGGUCAAACACAAGUCUGACCUUGAGCAUUUCAUGCUGGUGCGGCGAGAGGAUGUGGGCGAAUUCAAGAAGCUCCGUGACAACAUGCUAGACAAGGGCAUUAAGGUCAUCUCGUACGGCAACGAAUACGCCGACCUGCCGGAGUACUUUGAACGACUGGCCAAUGAGAUUUGCAACCGGGAUGUGGAUCGCGACGUGGUAACCAAUGGCUGGGGAUCUCCCAUCUCACAAGGCGAAGAAAGUCAUAAUGGCUUUACAACCCAGAAAAACCUCCUGCAAGUGCAUGCUUCUAGAACGAUAGAAACAUGAAUACAGCACAAGGGCUUCUGUUGUUGUUUUAUACUCACCUUCCCACUGUACUCCUCUGCACCCGUGGCUUCCCGUGAUGAAAUCAGCUGAUGCGCACUGUGUUGUAACGAGACCUUCAUUGUAGCUCUUCCUCUUUCCCUGUCCAGACUACCACUCGUGACACAAGUGGCAGUCUGGGAACGUUUCCACAGCUCCGCCGCCCCCUUCCGCUCGGAUCUGGUAUGACUAGAUCUUCACGCA